Molecule: messenger RNA, 2994 nt
Organism: Bacidia gigantensis
Lineage: Eukaryota; Fungi; Ascomycota; Lecanoromycetes; Lecanorales; Ramalinaceae
Exons: 3
Coding region: 1-2994 (997 amino acids)
Biological process (GO): regulation of DNA-templated transcription
Molecular function (GO): histone acetyltransferase activity
Source: RefSeq, a predicted model, not a curated record
AUGGAACACCGGCUGAAAGCGGCAGCAUACAAACCGCUGGAUGAAAGAGAUGAAGCUCAGGACGGGGCAAUGUCUGGAGACGAGGAUGUGAUAGCCAGUGGCGUAGAUGGACCGAGCCUAGAUGAUGGGAGGAUGCAGAAUGGAAAUGCUGCAUCCAGUAGUCCUGUCGAGGAAGAGGAUGAGGAUAACAAGCAUAGCACAAGACGAAAAGUGGCCACCACGCGAAAGCAGCGCAUCGCACAACACCAGACCAGUAAUGGGGUGUCACAGAAUGAAGAUUCAGAAAUUGAAGAAGAUUCUUCCGGCCAAAGUUCGAGCGCCGAUGAUGAGGCCGCAGGUGAAAUCACCAGCGAGGAUGAAAGUGAAGAAUCCGUAGCAGUCGCAGCGAGGAACAAUUGCGUUUUCUGUGACCAGGAUGAGGAUCAUGAUCCAAAUCCAGAGUUCGAGGAGAAUCUGGUGUGUGUUGUUUGUGGAGAUAAUGUUUCACACGAACGAAAUACCCCCGACGAGACCAGCAGACCCAGGCGACAAUCAUCAACCUCGAGAUUCACAAGGGAUCUCUUACCCGCUCAUCGUGGCCUCUCGAGGCCAGGCUCGCACUCAGUUUUCAACACAUUGAUUCUCGACGACGACCCUCUCGAUGGCUCCCGAUCUUUACGCAAGCGAAAGGCAACAUCUGAACAGCCAGAUCUUCCGGAAAAGCGACCAAGAAAGCUGAGUGCCCUUGCAAGUGAGCCAGAAAAGUCGCCAGAGCGGAUUCUUGCCGAGAAGAUUGAAGCUCUAAACACGAAGGCCGACAAAUCAGGCACUCGCUCAAGCGCUGAAUCGCAGCUUCCAAGACCUUCCCGAACGCCUAAACGCCGACAUUCGGAAGGUUCGAGUAAGUCACUUGUAAAUGUCACAGAACGUAGCUCUAGUAGCCUAUUACUUUCCUUCAAGAUCAAGCCUACAAAGCUUAAGUCAAUAUUCCAAUCGAAAAGAAAGAGGGAGCGGCCGAGGUAUUCAAUGUCCCAAGCCGCGCCUGAGAGGGAACGACGAGUGUCUGCACAUUACGCCACACCAUUCUAUGCCUUUCACGAGCGCGAGAAUGACGAUCUCAAGUCCAAACCAUACGGUGGUAUCCUUUCAGAAGACGAUGCUGAGACGACAAAAACUUUGCCCCUUCAAUUCGAUCGUGGAAAGUUCAAUAAAGCACGCGAGAAGGCUGAAGAGGAGCGUAAAGAAAGGGCAGCCUUGUCUGAAGCAGAGAAUGAGACGAAAGGACGCUCGCAAAAGCUUGCAGGUCCUCCAAGCAAGAUCAAGUGCGUCUAUUUUGGAGGGCACGAGAUUGAGACUUGGUAUGCUGCGCCUUAUCCUGAAGAGUAUAGCAGGAACAGGGUGCUUUACAUUUGCGAAUUUUGCUUGAAGUAUAUGAGCAGCGACUUCGUCGCGUGGAGGCAUAAGCUCAAGUGCCCCGCCAAACAUCCUCCAGGGGAUGAAAUAUAUCGCGAGAGGUCGAUAUCGAUUUUCGAGGUCGAUGGACGGAAGAAUCCCGUCUAUUGCCAGAAUUUGUGUCUCCUUGCCAAACUUUUCCUUGGAUCGAAAACACUCUAUUACGACGUGGAACCCUUCCUCUUCUAUGUCAUGACGGAGUACGACGACCUCGGAUGUCACUUCGUGGGUUAUUUUUCCAAAGAGAAACGGCCCAGUAGCUUGAACAAUGUAUCAUGCAUUCUCACUCUACCCACACAUCAACGGAAAGGAUACGGUAACCUGCUUAUCAGCUUUUCAUACCUACUUACACGUGUUGAAGGAAAGACUGGUUCUCCAGAAAAGCCUUUAUCAGAUAUGGGUCUGGUCUCGUACCGCAAUUAUUGGCGACUAACAUUAUCUUACGAAUUGUGUGACCAAAUCGGUCCGAUCAGCAUCACUGACUUGUCCGAGCGAACCGGUAUGACUGCAGAUGAUAUCGUGGCUGCGUUAGAGAGCCUUCGUGCCCUUGUUCGUGAUCCUGUCACUAAGGCCUACGCGCUUCGGCUCGAUUAUGAGUAUUUCAAUAAAUGCAUAGACGAUUGGGAAGGAAAACGUUACGUUACCGUGAAUCCAGACGCUCUGGUCUGGACACCGUACAUCAUGGGCAGAAGUAAUCUCGCUCAUUACGAGACUGCGCCUCCUCUGCCGACAGUUGCACCGCGAGAAGAUGAAGAGGACGACAAGCAAGCGCAGCCAGAAGAAGGCGUUCAGCAAGCCGUUCAAGCGGCUGCGGUAGACAAUGACGUCGCCGUAAUAGACGAGGAAGACAACAUUCUUCCAACCAAUGGGAUCACUAGCAUUGAGACGCAACUUGCCAACCAAUUAAAUGCUGGGAAACCUCUAGUAGCCGUCGAAAACGAGGCACAACCAUCUGCACGACCUUCGAACGUUUCACCAACCAAAUCAAAUGCCUUGCCGCGGACGCCUUACCUUGACCAAGCAGCUUCAGUACCUCCAACUCGCUAUGAAAUCUUUCCGCCGAUCCCAGGUCUACAGGCACGGAUCAGAUCGAAACGAGGUAACUGGCGAGCCUCACAACGCAAGUCUGCUGUAAGCGCCACCCCGAUUAUUACACCGUCGCAGCUGCGCAGACGAGGCAAGCCCCCAUUGGACACUCCUGAGACAGCGAACGUCACCAGUGUCAGUUCGUCCUCAUCUAGCAACAAAAGAAGAACAAGGCAAGAUGGGCCGGUGGAAGAUGAUCGUGACGGUGACAGCGCUGAUGCCCAACAUGGAGGCACGACAAAUUUCAACGCAGGACUGGACGACUCAGAAGAGCGGGAAGCUGAGGGCGAUGAUGACGACGAGCGUGACGCGGACGGGGAGGACGAUGAUGAGAUGAUGCAAGCUGUCGACGGCAAAGUCGAAGCGGACGGGGGUGGUGAUGGCGAGUAUGAAAGUGACGAGGAGGAGGAGGAGGAGGAGGAGGAGGAGGAGGGUGGAAGCGCCGCUGAAAGCGAUGAAGCUGUUGUAGACGAUUAG